Molecule: messenger RNA, 6558 nt
Organism: Scophthalmus maximus (turbot)
Lineage: Eukaryota; Metazoa; Chordata; Actinopteri; Pleuronectiformes; Scophthalmidae
Gene: rbm14b
Product: RNA binding motif protein 14b
Exons: 4
Coding region: 110-1828 (572 amino acids)
Cellular component (GO): cytosol
Molecular function (GO): zinc ion binding; mRNA binding
Source: RefSeq, a predicted model, not a curated record
AGCAGCAGGCCCCGCCCCCCUCUGCUGCAGCCGUCCCCCCCUGCGCUGUGCCCGACAGUCAACCGGAAGCGGGGCGCUACCAUUUUGAAACACAGCACCGCCUAGCGCCAUGGACAAGAGCCACACAGUGAAGCUCUUCGUGGGCAACCUGGCGUUGGACACCACCCAGGAGGAGCUGUCGGCCAUCUUCGAGCCCUACGGCCAGGUGGUCAGCUGCAGCGUGCUGCGGCAGUUCGCCUUCGUGCACCUGCAGGGCGAGGGCGCCGCCGAGCGCGCCAUCCGCGAGCUCAACGGGCGGGAGUUCCGCGGCCGCAACCUGGUGGUGGAGGAGUCGCGCGGCCGGCCGCUGCACUCCACCAAGGUGUUCGUGGGCAACCUGAGCGGCAUGUGCACCACGGAGGAUCUGCAGCAGCUGUUCCAGACGUUUGGAAAAGUCCUGGAGUGCGACAAAGUCAAAGCCAGGCAUUCCUCUUCCACAGGCUACGCCUUUGUUCACAUGGAAAACAAGGAGGACGCGCUCCAGGCCAUCGAGGCCCUGCACGGCACCUCGUUCAAGGGACGGCCGCUGUCCGUGGAGCUGUCCAAGGUCCAGCCCAGCAAGCAGGUGCCGACGGGGAAAAUCCCCUGCGUCAACUGUGGGAAGCAGGGCCACUACGCCGGGGAGUGCCCCGUGGGGAAGCCCUCUUUGGAGCAGUACCAGAGUCAGGCGGCGGUGCUGGCCGCCGCUGCCGCCGCGGCCGCCGGGCUGCCGCUGCAGGUCCAGCAAAGUGUUCACAACUCGGUCUACAACACCUCCACUUUCGACCCCACGUACGCCGCCCUCACCGGGAUCACCACGGGCACGCGCACCGACGGGAACCCGGUGAACCCGGCUGUUUACGGCGCCCUCGCCAGCCAGGUGUACGGUGCCAAUGUUGCCAAUCAGCUUUAUGGUUCGGUGGCCAAUCAGGCAGCUCUCACGUCGGGCGCCACCCAAAUGUACAGCCAGAUGGCCCCCAACAUCUACGGCCAAAAUCCCGCCGCCGCCCACGCUGCUGCCGCAGCCCACGCUGCCUACUCGACUCAAGUUUACACCCCGACGAUGGCCAACCCCCAAGUCUACCUGACCGCUGCCCACGGGUUAGAUAUGCAAACGGCGGCAGCCGCGGUGAACUCCGGCUACACCGUCUCUCCGGCGAUUUACGGCGCCGCCACACCAGCCUACGCUCACAUAAGCGCCAUGGGAGCAGCGGAUCACACGACGGCCCUCUUCGAGGCGGCCAGGCAGGCGCACUACUUUGCCCAGGGCCAGCAGGUCAUGGCCGAGCAGCAGAACGCGGCGGCGGUGGCUGCGGCGAAGGGAGAGAGGGACCGCAGCCCCCUGCGGAGGUCCGCGCCCCUGCUGCCGGACCCCGUGAUGAAGCCGUUCAUGUACCAGAGGGCUAAGCCGCGCCGACCCCUGCUUCCCACCCCGGCCGGCCGAGCAGCGGAAGAGGCCGCGGAGGCCGCGGAGGACCCCAUGGCCAGGUACUACGCGGAGUACUACCAGCAGCUGCAGCAGUACCCCCAGUUCCAGUACGCCUACCCGGCGGCGAGCGCGAUGACGGCCAUCCCCGGCAUGCCGGGCGUGUCGGCCAUGUCCGCGGUCCCCGCCGUGCCCGCGAUGUCUGCGCAGCCAGUCGCCACGCUGGACGCCCUCCGGCCGGGGAUGCCCACCGCUGCGGCAGUGGCAGCCGCCAUGGCCGCGCCCAGGGUGUAUGAGCCGCCGUUGCCGCCGCCCACGCGCAAGGAGGCCAUCCUCCGCCGCCCCGAACUCUCCCUUCACACGCCUGAGCCCCCCUUCCGAUAGUCACACACACACACACACACACAACUCUCUGCCGCCCCACCGCCACCCCCCAUCCUUCCCUCUUUGCCCUCCCCCCCCCCACAUUUCUUCUUCCACCCCAAACCUGACCACCUUACAGCAGCUGUAUGUGUGUGUGUGUGUGUGUGUGUGUGAGUGUGUGUGUCGGGCUGUGGGAUAUGAAGCUUGGGGCUCCUGGGUUUUAUUAACCUGCUUCGCGGGGGGGGGAACGUGACCAGCUGACCUUGGUCUUGUUUGCAUGCACACAGUGCAGCCACGAAAAGGGAGGCUCUCAUCUGUCGUACGGGCAUUCUUUACGUCUCAGUUUUUACUUCUUCUUUUUUUCUUUUAAUCGUGCCAGUCUGACACUUGUGCCAGUAUUGGACUGACCCCUCCCCCCCGGUCAGUCGUCUCAUAUAUGCCUUUAUUUUCCGCAAAACCCCCAGUUAUGAUUUUCUAAGGCCCCGAAUCGACUUUGAAUCAGCCACCCUCCUCCUUGGGGCCUUGAUGGAUCAGCCCGGGCAGCUAAUUUGUAAAAUGACCCUUUUUUUGCCUUACGUUUAAAGAGUUGAGAUUUGUAAUUUGUAAUAUCGGAUGGGAGGUCAGAUGGACGCAUAUUGUGUGCUGGCUGCAUUGCAACGUAUCCAACAGAAUCAAGGUUGAUGUGUUUUGCGCGGGGGGGGGGGGGGGGUGAAUGCGUAUGAAUGAGUCAAAGCGAGAGAGAGAGAGGGAUGUGCGGGCUCCUGACCUUGCAGCACACUAACGCAGCAGCUAAAAGGCUGCGCCUUGCAGGAAAAAAACGUAAAGCACACACAUUACGUACUGUAACGAUCUCUCCUCGACCCCCUCCCCCCUUUAUUUGUCUCCCGAACCCCCCUCCUCACCUCUACCUUCUUCUCGGCGCCGAAUGACACUGCCUCACCUCUCUUUCUCUCUGUCUCUCUCUUAGCGACAGCUUGUCUACCUCUUCGACAGGAAACUUCAGCGUAGUAGAGUCUCGUUCUCUCUCGUUUUUUUUUUUAAGUUGUUUUUUUUACCCGUGUCCUUUGAACGCGCUUCUCUCGCUCCGGUCGGCCGUUUUUAUCUCCCGCCCCCUCGUUGGAAAAGGUCGGCGGGAGGCCGUAGAUGUAGUCCUCCUUCUUCACGUUCAGAGGCCUUUUCCUUUUUCUUUCUUUUUUUAAAGUAGCGUGCGUCUGUUUGAUUUAGUGCAGUUUUUACGUGUUAACACUGGUGUAUUAACUGGGGUGUAAUGAUUGUAAAUGAGGAGGGGGGGGGGGAAACACACACAACCCUCCCAUACGUGACUACUGAAUGAGCUGUUUACAAAAAGGAUCUUUACAUCGCAUCCCGUGAGGAAUCGUGACGGAAUGUGACGAGCUUGAUUAUGUGCCUUCACGCGUUUGAGCGAAGUGCAUUAAGUGGAGGGAAUCUCCCAUUUUUUAAGUGCUGUCUUUGACGUGACUUCUUCUUCUUUUUUCUAUCAUUUCAAAGGGAGGAGCGUAGUGUCCGGGAGGCUUAAAGCCUUUUCUCGUGGACUCUUGUGUACUUAGGGUUUUGAAAAAGCCACAAAGCGUGAGCCUCUCACGGGCUCCGGCUGUAACGCAGAAACAAUAGCACCAAGGAAGUGAGAGAUGGGGCAGUGUCUUCCAGUCCCUCGCCCACCCACCGCCACAACUUUCCUUCGAUUUUUUUUCUCUCUCUCCACAUACCAGACCUGCCUCGGAUUGUAAUUGCCCAAAAGAAAGGGGACGUUCUCGCGCGGUUGUCGUGUUUGAUUGGUGGACUCUUCCGGGCAAAUCUCCGCCCGUCGGUUUAUCCAAUCACUUUUUUUUUUGCAACUACUAUUCGACAGCGGUCUGACGUGCACACAGUCAUCACCUUAUUGCCUCGCCCCUCCUCCUCCUCCUCCUCCUCCCCCCCUCUCCCCCCUGUGGUUUUUAGUGGCCCAGUGACUUUUUGCAUCUCACAGUGUAAUCUUUCUGUGUCGUGUAUAUAUAUAUAUAUACAAAAACACAUACCAGUUGCAUCCUUUGUAGAAUCAUGUGGUUUUUUGCGAAAAAUGUCUUGUUUGCCAUGUUUUGAAACCAUCAUUUUUUUUUUAGAGAAAGUAUUUUAAUUUUGCCUCCUUUAUUUUUCUUUUUUUUAGGAAAAGACAAAAGUUAAAAAAACAACAACGACAACAAACAAAACAAUCGGCAUGCUUUUUAUUGAGAAAUAUGUAUACUAUAAACCUUAUUAUAAUAAAGAAUGUUUGGCUGACUAUUGUGACAAAAGAAAGCAAAAAGGGUUUGGACGUUUCCCCUUCUUCUUGUUUACGUUGUUCUUCUCCACCUAACUGUUUCUCUUGUGUAAAAAAAAAAAAAAAAGAAAGACCGCCAGACCCAUUUGACGGGGGACCCAAGGGGGGGAGACAGGUGUACACGCUGGCCCAGCUUUGCUCUCUUUCGGUCAGGGUAAGUGCGGGUGGGUGCUCCUCUCUCUCGCCAGCCUCUCGAGCUCGUGUGCAAACCGACAUUCUGUACGAAUUUGCUCAGAGCAAAAAAAAAGAGAAAAGCAUUUCGGUAUUGAAAAGGCCAUUUUUUCCACGCGCGCGCACACUGCGAAAUCCCGCCGAGAGCUGGGGAGAGGCACACAGAUAGAAUGGCCUGGGUUGCAUUUUGAUCUGUGGAGCAGUGCUGUUUUCCUGGGGUUGAUGGGUGUGCGUCUGGUCCGGUCCGGUCCCUCCCCCCUCCCCCUCCCCCCCUCCGCCCCCUCUUGUGUGUCUUUGUGUCCACUCUCCUCUCAGACCUGCAUGUGUGAUAAUCUGUAACUCUUGCCGCAAAAAAAAGAAAAAAAGCAAAGCCCCACGACAAGUCCAGCUCUGAACUAACUAUCUCAACUGAAUUAGGUCACCGCGCCACCUGGAACGGGGCAGCUUGCAGCCGUGCGUGAGCGUGGCGGCGUGAGCCAUGGGGACGACUUUUAGCGCGACGCCAACGCAGCGUGGAACUUGUUCUCUCUCUCUUCACCACCAAGGUAAAUGAUUAAACAAAAAAAACAAAACAAAAGCACUACUGACCUCCUCCUCCCACCUGCCGCCCCCCUUCUCUGACUGUGCCUUGACCAAACACUCCUCCUCCUCCUCCUCUCCUCCGCCAUCACCUCCUCACCCCCUCCGUAACUCCUCCUCCUGCUGCAAUGGCAGUGCCGCGCCACGACAGCCUUGGGCUUCUCCUCGAUGUGGGGUGGCGGGUGGGGUUGGGCCAGGACCCCCUCCACUCUGCCCUCUCUGUCCUGUGAGAGAGUGAGUAAGAGUGACGACUGUGUGUGUGUGUGUGAAACAGAAAGGGAGCAUGGCUGUCUGAAGAACACUCUUCGGGUGGUGUUUCGUUGAUUUGUUGAGGCUUGGCACACGCGGACACCCCCCACCCUCCCCUUUGCCCGCAAGUCAACUCCUGUCCGUCGCCGUAUUCGCCGCCCUCACACCCCCCCCACCCACCCCCAACCCUUCCUCCCAUCCCUGUUCCUUCCUUCCUCCUCCUCCUCAACCCCCACCCCACUGAGCCUAUGCACCUACCUCCGCCGUUCACGAACACACACACACGCGCUUUUUUUUCUCCGCCGCCACCGCCGUCGCCACCUUGGAUCUGGGUUCGUGGCUCUGGCUCGGACUCAACUCUCCCAGAACCACCCAACCUCCCCCGUCCUCCUUUGUUGCCAUAGAGGCGCUGGGCGUGCCCAUGGACAGUGUAUGUAUGGCGCACCCGCUGCCGCCGCCGGACUCGCCAAAAAACAUGACGUCAGUGUUGGACAAGUCGCUUUGCUUAUAAACUGUUUGAAUGCUGGGUUUGCUCCACGUUGUGGCUGUGGAAGGGAUCUUAACAACCUCUUUCCCCCAAAAUAACUUCCGAUAUGUCAAGAAUGUCCAAUCCUCUGGUGGGCCACACCAGAAACGUCCUAUAAGAUCGGCCCACGGCCCGAGGCCAGUCUGACCUGUAGAUUCCCAUCGAUCUCAGGGUUCCUAUAGGACUGUUCUGGGAUGGCGGCUCUAUAUUUCUGUAAUACUUUCACUCAGUUGUGAGAUGGAGUCCAGACAUCGAGGGGUUUGUCUCCCGUCCGCCUAACAGACCAACGAAGGGAAGGGUAGUAGAAGGAGGGGGGAUGAAUUGAAGGAGUUGAACACAAGGUGAGUCGAUGGCGGAAGCUGCUCCCUGAUCCCGACUUCUUCCUGAUCUUGGAGGACCCUGUGGUUGGUCGACAGCCCCCUGUUUAUACUCGUCAGUAGUGUGUCCCCGAUGCUAAGGCCGCCUUGUCUCUUAGGUCACGGUUUAUUUGGAUAACCUUAGGGCGCGAAUACGACUGCCUUAGUUUAAUCUGAACCAACAUAAAGUGUGAAAGGCGCCGGACCAAAAUUUAGUCUGGCCAAAAGGGGAUUUGGGUCCAGAUCCAUGAACCAUGGUUGUCUUAGUUUGAGAGUUGGGACCAAUUGCAGGAAGUCGAGAUAGUAGUAAUACCAUAAAAUCACUGUGGCAACGAACUUAAUCAGCUAUUUAAUUUUGUCCAUUCAAACGGAAAGACUGUACUACCCCGCAAACCAAUCAGGUUCGAGUGUAGAUGGAGGCCGCCCACGUAGGUGAUGACGACAAGGUGUACGAAUGUCAUACGCAACUCUUCAGUCCGCUCCCUAAAACGCCCGUCGUCUUUGUUUUAUGAAAUGUAGAAUUCCACAUGCUGUCGGGGGGGGGGGGGGGGGG